AUGCUCCUGCAGGAGAAACACCAGGAGGAGGAGAAGGAGGAGGAGGAGCUGGUGUCUUCACCGUCCUCUCUCAGAGGUUUAAAGUACAGCCCGACCCAUAUGGAUUUUUUGGGGCCGAUAUUGAUUAUUGGGGGGGGGGGGUCCAAUUACCGAUUAAUCGGCCAGUUUUUAACAUUUUUUAUGAAGUUAUAAAAAAUAUAAAUAUGUACAGUAGAUAUCUACAAUAUACUACACUGUAGAUAUCCUGUAGGCUACUGCUCUUCACGCCGACAGGAAGACCGACUGAUCGGUGUCUCCUCGUCUUAACUCUCGUUCCUCAUUUCCGGUCCGGUCUGAUCUGCAGACAUGCAGCUGCCUCAGUCAGAGAAGUAUCUCGAUCACUAAUGUGUUCUGUUGUUUAUUCUACCGUUACUGACACGGCUAACAGUGUAGCAAGGCUAACAGCAGGUGGCUAACUCUAACUUUAGCUUCAUAUCCCAUGGUGCUUCAGCGUUAAGUGGGCGUGACCGAGACCAGCACAGUGGGGAACAUGGUGAAGUGGGUUGAAGUGAAACUUGUUGACUUAUUGUGUUUUUCACAAACUGGUUUAUUUCCCGUUGAGGAGGACCACUCUCCUCCGUGUCCCUGAGCUGCUGCUUCAGAUCCGUCACUCUGCUGUGCUGUGAGGGAGUUAGUGGAGGAAGAUCGGCAUGAGGUCGCUGUAGCGCCAUCUACAGGAUAAGUCAGGGAACUUUUUAAAUGGUGGAACAUUUUUGAAGUGAAAUCGAAUCUUAUUCUCCGCAUUUUAUUUCUGAAAAUAUCGGCGAGUUUUGGCCGAUUACCGAUUAGUCUCAAACGGGCUAAAAUUGGCUGAUUUCGUCUUUUUGCCGAUAAAUCGGUCGAACUUUAGUUUAAAGUCAAAUCUAAACUAAGUAUUUUUUUUACAUGCUGUGACCGCUCUGAUAGACGUGUUGUGAAGACUUAACGAUCCGAUUUCAAGCUAACGAAACAGUUUGUUUAUUUUAACGUAGAGAAAGUCGGUGUAUAAAUGAGACUCUGAACUAAAGUGUCCUGGACUGUAAAAAAGUCUCACUGUGAAGUAAAAUGUCAGAAUCCAACUACCAGGUCUGCAGAGUCCUGCUGACCUGUACGACACACAUCUUCACAUCAGAACUCUAAAGAGUAAAAGCAGCAGAGUGGAGGAGCUGAAACCGUCUGACCUGACCAUAAAAACCAACUCUGAGCUCAGUUUGGGUGUUUUCCUCGACGAGCUUCAGUCUUUAAAUGACGAGAGUUUAAACCUGCUGAAUCCAUCAAACUGAAGGUGGAGGUCUGGAUAUAAACUCUAAUAUUACACUAUGAUCAUACUGCUGCAUGUUUAGUGUUUGUAAUGUUUGCACUUCUCCAGUUCAUCUUUGAAUUCUUCCAUUUCUGAUCCUGUUCUCUUAUUUUCUUAUUUUACUCUGAAUGUUUUUGUCUUCAUGUCUCCUACACGAUCAGAUCCUUGUUGUCCAAUCACAGCAGCACAGAGCUUUAAUAACAGAUGAUCUGCUGCAGACUUUAAAGACUGAAUCUUUACGUUGAGAUUCGACUCGUGUGUCUGUUUGGAUGUUUGAGAGACGUAUUUAACAUGUCUGAUCACACUGAUCCAGAUUCUGUCCUGGUAGAAAGCGCUUCGAUAAAUCUCCUGAUCCAGAGUCUGAUCCAGAGUCUGAUCCAGAGUCUGAUCCAGACUGUUGCAAAACCUGGAAAAAUAAACUCUUCAGGUUUUCAGGUUUUGGGAGAAUUAGUAAUUUGCACAUGAGUGUAAAUAACAAAGAGAGGCUUUGUUUGUGUGUGUCUGCUCUGAGUGUGUCGGUGAGUUUACAGCUGAGGGUGAAGAGCUCGGGUUCGAGAGCAGAUCUCUGUCACCGAGGUGAGAGACUCAGACUGACGGAGGAUUUCAGAAACACAAUUUCACCUCUUUAACUCUGAUCUUUGUUUAUUUGAUGAUAUGAGGAGUUUUCCAAACACACACACACACACACACACACACACACACACACACUCCUUUUCCACCGUGCUGCUCCGUCACUCUGAUAUUGAUCAUUUCAGUCUUAAACUGGACGUUUUCUUCAAUCUAAUUUUUUCUUUCUUUGAGAUUUUUUUGGACAUUUCUCUGUCUCGUCGUCGUCGUCGUCGUUUGUGAGGUUUCCUGACAUUUUUCUGCAGCAGGAGUGAAUUAAUCCUCCAAACACUGAUGUCCUUCUUUUCUGGAUUGUUUGUCUGGAUUAUUAUUUCUCAGCGUUUGUGAUUCAGUCAUGAAUCGAUCAGCUGUGAGGAACAAAAACAAGCUGAAGGACGAUGAACCGAGGGCAGACAGGGGGAAGACUGAGACAUUUCUCUGCAGUGAAAACUGAGGAAACACUUUUUAGAAAAAGGAGGUUUCGUCCACCGAACAGAGAAACGAGGAAUCCUGCAGGUUUUUAUCUGCUGAACGUGUUUUUGUGUUUUCAGACAUGAACCCUUUAGAGACCCUGAUACCUGUUGCCACAUCACUGCUCUCCCUCACCACAACCACAACCUCCCAGUCUAGCCUCCCAGUUCCCCCAGUACGGCGUCGUGCUCGGUCCCAGUGUCAGAGACGUGCUCUGAAACUCAAAGCUGCGGCUCUUUUGUCCCACAAAAUCUGCACAUAUUGUUGGAGCUCUGUGGGGGCCAAACAGGCUCCCUGUGCCAAAACCAGACAGACUAACCCCCCCUUUACACACACACACACACACACACACACACACACACACACACACACACACUGAUUUCCUCCUAAAGGAGCCUGAAAACCUCUCAAAGUGGAAGAAACUCUGAUAUUUUCCUGGUUUUGAUCAGAUUUAACUGUUUUUUGUUUUGACCUGAUUUCUCUUUAACUCUUUAAAUUCUGCAGAUUUUCUCCUUUUUUAUAUUUAAAUAUUUAUUUAUAAUUUCUGUCAGGGUCCAAACUCUGCUCCUGCUCCAGACCCAUGUCCCGGUUCUGCUCCUUUUCUCCCUGCACCUCUCCUCUCUCUCCUCUCUCUCUCAGCCUCUCCUCUUCCUCCUUUAUCUGCUGCCAUUUUGCAUUUCAUUUCGCUCGCGCACAUUGCAUCAGAGCAGCACGAGGCUCGGACCCGCACCCGCACACACCUUCUGUCCGGACUCACCUGUGAGUGUGUCCCUCCCCCGUGUCCGGCCGGGCUGCUCUGCGGUCAUCCCCGGAGGAGAAGAAGGAGAAGGAGAAGAAGGAGGAGGAGGAGGAGGAGGUUGUUUUUUGUUGUCGCAGCUCUCCCAGAAACACCUUCGGCCUGUUUGUAG
Xyrichtys novacula (pearly razorfish) is the source of this 3303-nucleotide messenger RNA. Lineage: Eukaryota; Metazoa; Chordata; Actinopteri; Labriformes; Labridae. The record is from the annotation of a GenBank genome assembly.